Molecule: messenger RNA, 3823 nt
Organism: Talpa occidentalis (Iberian mole)
Lineage: Eukaryota; Metazoa; Chordata; Mammalia; Eulipotyphla; Talpidae
Gene: CSNK2A2IP
Product: casein kinase 2 subunit alpha' interacting protein
Exons: 4
Coding region: 959-3133 (724 amino acids)
Source: RefSeq, a predicted model, not a curated record
AAACAAUAUCCUUAAAGUGGUAACAUAAAGUACUGGAGCUACAUUAGAUCGCUAAGGAAUUAGACUGAGCAGAGGAACCAAGGAAUUAGGUGAAGUGGCAAGACAUACAGAAGGAAAACCAAGCCUGGGAGGUAUCCUGGAAAAUGUAUCAAGGAGGAGGAAAUGAUUAAAGUGUUAAAUGCUGCUAUUAUGUUAAAGGCAGAAAAGUAGCCAUGGAAGAUUGAGCAACAAGGAAGUUAGUAAUAACCCUGACAAGAACAGUUUUUGUAGAAUGGUGGAUUUCAAGCUUAAUUGGAGUGAGAUUGAGAGAGAAUCAGAGGAAACCCAAGAUUCUGGAACACAGCUCCCAUUAUGAAGUGGUCCUGAAGGUGGGAGUGAAAACACAGUCUCCUAUCCCACUCACCACCCUCAUCUUCCAACAGUGAGGGUAGGACAUCAAGGUACUCAUGGCACCAAGUGUUCAAGCAAUGGGGUAAUGGAGAUCCAGGACAUUUAUUUCCUCACCAGUGAAAAUUAAAUGAAGACCCAAGAGUCACUACAGCUAUAGUGAUGAGAAGGAAGUUUCAGCAGCUAGAUCGUGUUGUUUUCAGAAACUGCACAGAUAUUUUGAAGUACCAAGAUCUCUUCUCUAUAAUCUUGUUCUUCUGAGAUAUCACUGGUGCUCAAUCAUGAUCUGCAUUAUUUCCUCAAGAGGGAAAAUAAAAACCCUGGGAAAUUAAAGAAAAGAUAGAGGAGAAUAUCAAAUGGUGACAAUUUUUAUCAACCUCAUCUACACCUUAAUUUUGAGACAUCCUCUGUUUGGGAAUUAAGAGAGGUUACAAGAUAGAAGUUAGAAGCAACCAAGCACUUUUUAUUUAAAGUAUCUCUUGUCCAUGGAAUCCAGCUAAAAGACUCUAUGAAUUACUAAAACAUCCCACAAGCCAACUGCUUUCAAAAAGACUUCUAUCACUAGUAAAAGAUGGUGCCAUUAGCAUGUUAUGAUAAACACUUUGUGCCAUUAGAACACUCUUACCAACUGAACACAACCAACUCUUUAACACAUCAGUACACAGGUAAAAAGCUAAAUCAGUCUAAUAACCAACCUGUGAUCAGAGUGAAAUCCCGUAAUAAUCAGCUUGCUGAACCCACGUUACAUGCUACACAGAAGGUACAGUGGUCCUCGGUAUUGCCAUCUGCCAAGUCUGAGGACACAGUUUCGCAGGGCCUCUCUAACAGGGUUCUGAAAUCUAGGUCCCUCUCUAGGUGUCAGGCCACUCCUUCACUCCAUCAGAGAACUUCAUUGCAACAGAAGCAGAGAGCCCCGGGCUCACCGUUGUGCCACUCCAAAUCUCAGAAAACAUCUUCAUUGGACCUCAACAAAAAGGCGUCAUCAUCACUGGAGUUCAAACAAACAGUCUCAAACUCACAAUUACCAGGCUCCACAGCUCGAACUUCACCGUCCCAACACCUUUGCUGGACAUCACCUUCACUGAAGUCUAAUCAAAGAAUCACAGGUUCAUCAUCAUCUACCUUCAAACAUCAAGAAAAACCUCCCUUAGAUAACCUCUGUACAAGAUCAUCUUUGGGAUCUACUAAAAAAACCUUUAAUGCACCCUUACCUCAGUCAAAGCCUCAGAAAACAACUUCCUUGGACAGCUUUCCAGCACCCUUAAUAGAGCGCAAUCCAGCAUAUUUGAGCACAGCAUCAUUCAAAUCUAUGCCUCAAACAAAUGACUUCUUUCAGACUUCGUUUUCAUUGGAACCCAGUCAAAAGGCUUUGGGCUCACCACAACCUGACCCCAGACCUCAAAAAGUAUCUGUAUUGGGCUCUGAUUCAUGUUUUCUAAGCUUACCACUGUCCCCGUCAAAACGAAGACAGUCCUCUUUACCACAUUCUGUCCAUCAGACUCAGAGUUUGCCAUUGUUCCGACCCAAAUCUCAGUCACUGCUUACACUUGAUCGUGACCUCAGGACCCUUAGUUCAUCAGUUUGUCAUGUCAAGUUUCAGAAUACCGCUUCACCAAAUGACAAACACAGAGCCUUGUCUUCACCCCAACCCAAAACUAACAUCUCAGGUCACUCACUCUCAGGCUCCAAAUAUACCAUCAGGAACAUAGCUGCUUCAAAAUACGCCUCUAGACUCCAGAGUAAAAUCAGCUUUGAUCGCUGUGCAAAGACAGAAUCACAUAAAGAAAUUCCAUGGACUAUUGAUUAUAUGUAUCCGUGCGUUGUUAAAGGUGGAACUCUCCCUGAUGAUGUUAUAAAUAAAAUUGUCAGUUCUGUCUCCAAGACCAGAAUUCAGAAGGAUCUCUCUAGGCAGAUUGUCUUUCGAAGAAUGAGGGGAAGGCCAAAUCCUCAUCCUGGUCCCCGCCUUUCAUCAAAUUAUAUGGUUUGUUUAACUUGUGCUUCCUGCGUAACUCAAUGUCACCAUCUUACAGGAAGGAAAGAUCCUCGUGGUGCGACACUAUUUGUCAUACCAUCUCCUGAGGUCAAUUCUGAGGGGGAAAUACAGGUGAAAAUAAUUCUUAUUCUUUCUCUACCAGAGACUUCUUGCUCAUCUUGUCUUCCAUUCUCUGUGAAAGAAAAUCAGCCUGAUGAAACCCUUGAAGACAACCUUGAAGGAAUGGAGAAGAUAUCACAAUUUUUUCCUGCAUCUGAAACUGAUGUCAUUACUACGAAGAAAAAGUGGCCGACAGUAGCCCCUGAAAACAGAGAUAUAAACCAACAGUCCAAGGCUGUUGACUGGCUGCUUUAUGUUAAGAAAAGUAGUGCUUCUCCAUCAGAGUCUCUGCUCCCCUCCGCCGCCUCCUCCAAAUCUUCCUCCUCGUCGUCUUCGUCAUCAUCUUCCUCCUCCUCUUCUUCCAAAGCACCCUCCCCACCCCUUCCUCCCAAAGAGUCUACCACAUCUAACGUCUCAGGUUGUGUGUUUUCUAAGGUAAUUACUUACCACCGGUUGCCUCCAGGGGUCUCCUGGCUUGAGUUUGUAAGUAGUAAAAAUCACCAGCUACUUCCUAGAAAACCACAUCUUAGUCAAUUAUCACCUCCCAAAACAAUGCCUAAGAGGAAUAGCACCGUAGUAAGAGGGGCAAAAGGAUCAAAGAUACUGUUCAAAAUUUUCCAGGCAAAGUUUCAAAAUGAGAGAAAUUUUCAUUAAAUUAACUUCUUGGUUUCUUUGGAAAUGAUGACCUUGUAGUUCUUUGAGAAUAGGUUUUAUUUCCUAUCAUGCUUAUUGAAAUUCUGAGCAAUAACUAGUGUGAAUUUGUACUUAGCUGAUGAAACACCUAGUGAAGGAAACUAUUACUCCUAGGUCUACAUUCCAGUGAAGGAAUAGACUAUAAUUUUCUAGAAAUCAAAAGUAAAAAAACAUGUUUUCAACUAACUGUCUGGCUUAUAAUAGCCACUGUAUAAUCAUAGUUAAAUGAAUUUAUUAUAAUUGGCCAUUGAGUGCAAAUAUCUGUCUUGCUCUGAACAGUAUCUAAUUCAUUGUUAUUCUCCUUCCUUGUAAGACAUGAUGAUGGCAGUAUUCUUAAACCAAUUUAUACUAAUGUUUCCCAAUCUCUAGUGAAAAUUCAGAUUAUGUUCAACAGGUAAGAAUUUAUAUAGUGAUGCAUUCUUCCAGUUAUGCAUUCCUAGGGAAAAUUCCUCUAUGCUAGGAUCCCACACACUGAAAUCCAAGAAUUUGUUGGACCUUAGCUAGCAAAUCUAAGGAGAGAAUCACUAAAUGGUACAGAUAGCCCUACCUCAUGUAAACUGUGCCAGUAUUUAAUUAUGGGCUCUAAAGUAACUUGUUCAUCACUUCUAUCUAUACAACAAAAAAUGGGCUAAUAAAAACGUUAAAACAAUG